Truncatella angustata is the source of this 2469-nucleotide messenger RNA. Its product is annotated as putative Exo-beta-1,3-glucanae. The record is from RefSeq and is a predicted model, not a curated record. Gene Ontology annotation, molecular function: polygalacturonase activity. The coding region runs from base 1 to 2469 and encodes 822 amino acids. The transcript has 2 exons. NCBI's taxonomy places the organism in Eukaryota, Fungi, Ascomycota, Sordariomycetes, Amphisphaeriales, Sporocadaceae.
AUGCAUAUUCAGUCGUUCAUUUCUAUAUCUUGCUUCGCUUGGGCGAUCGUUGCUCAUGAUGUUCCUAGAGGACUCGAAGAGCGACCAACAUAUACUGUAACAGUCCAGUUGUCACAGUGCACAACAGGAUUGACGACAACCUCGACCUCGACCACCACGGCAACAGUGCGCACCACGGUUUAUUCAUCCAGACCGACAAGCCUGGCUGCACCUCUGGCGUCGGCUUGUGCUUAUUGGUUAGAGAAUGUAAAGCACCGAGGCAUUGCCUCAUUCAACGAGGAUGCCGGAAAUUACACAGUCUUUCGUAACGUGAAAGACUACGGCGCUCGAGGAGAUGGUGUGACAGACGACACGAAAGCAAUAAACCUAGCCAUCAGCGAUGGCAACAGAUGCGCACCAGGCACUUGCGCUUCCUCAACAACCACGCCGGCCCUGGUUUACUUUCCUCCUGGUACUUAUAUUGUCUCCGGCGCCAUCGUCGGCUACUAUUAUACUCAAAUUAUCGGCAACCCCAACUGCUUGCCCGUAAUCAAGGCUUCAUCGGAUUUCGAUGACGCUUGGGUUAUUGAUGGCAACCAGUAUGGAGCAAACGGCCUCGGUUGGGGUGCUACAAACGUUUUUUGGCGCCAGAUCCGGAACUUCGUCAUUGAUAUGACUGAUAUACCAGCCACAAAAUCCGUAUAUGGCAUUCACUGGGCGGUGUCCCAGGCCUGUUCACUUCAAAAUAUUGUCUUUCAGAUGUCAAGCGCUCCUGGUACACAACAUGUUGGCCUCUUUAUUGAGGAAGGCUCCGGGGGAUUUGUCACUGACCUUGUUUUUCAUGGCGGCUUGUACGGCUUGUACGUGGGAAACCAGCAGUACACCAUGCGGAACUUAACUUUUUACAACGCAGUUACUGCGAUCAGACAGAUCUGGGACUGGGGUUGGACAUACUCCGGUCUCAGCAUCAACAACUGUCAGAUCGGAUUGAACUUAACUUCUCUUCGAGUCGAUAAGUCUCAGGACGUUGGCUCUGUUGUUCUUUAUGACAGUGAGAUAAUCAACACCCCUAUCGGUAUUUGGACAGCUCGUAAUGCUGGCUCCACACCUGCAUCUGGAGGCAGCCUCAUACUCGAGAACGUUGCUUUGGAUAACGUCAACGUUGCGAUUCAAGGAAUCAACAAAGAGGUGAUCCUCGCUGGAUCGACCAGAUCAAGCAAGAUCGCUGCUUGGGGUCAAGGACACGCGUACACUGCCACAAAAGGACCAUUGGCAUUCCAAACUGCGAUCAAUGCGAAUCGGAGACCGUCGAACUUGACGACUGGGACGCGAUAUUAUACUCGCUCGAAGCCUCAGUACGAACACCUCCCAAUGUCACGGAUCAUUAGCAUUCGCGCUGCUGGAGCCACAGGAGACGGAAAAACGGAUGAUACCAACGCCAUCAACGGAGCUUUGCAGUAUGCAGCCAAGUCUGGCAAAGUCGUUUUCUUUGAUGCAGGAUACUACAAGGUCACCAGGACAGUGUUCGUCCCAGCUGGGUCCAAGAUUACAGGAGAGGCUUACCCAGUGAUUUUGUCCAGUGGCAGUUUUUUUGCCGAUAUCAACAACCCCAAACCAGUGGUUCAAGUCGGCAAGUCGGGUGACAAUGGCACUGUUGAGUGGUCUGAUGCGAUAGUCAGCACUCAAGGCGCACAAGCUGGUGCUAUUCUGAUUGAGUGGAAUCUUGCCUCUAAUCAGAAAUUCCCAUCGGGUAUGUGGGAUGUCCACACCCGGAUUGGAGGGUUCGCUGGUUCCAAACUACAAGCUGCUCAAUGUCCCAAGACCCCCACUACAACAGUGACUCAAGCCAACCUGGAUAAGGAUUGCAUCGGCGCGUUCCAAAGCGUCCAUGUGACAAAAUCCGCAGUCAGUCUUUAUAUGGAAAACUGUUGGUUCUGGGUUGCUGAUCACGAUGUCGAUAAUCCCUUGCUGUCUCAGAUAACUGUUUAUGCUGGGCGCGGUCUACUUGUUGAAAGCAUAAAUGGAAACAUCUGGUUGGUUGGAACAAGUGUUGAACAUCACGUCCUAUACGAAUAUCAGCUUUCCCAAACAAAGAAUAUCGUCAUGGGCCAAAUUCAGACGGAGACAGCCUACUACCAACCCAACCCUGAUGCUACUAUUCCCUUCCCAACGGUCGCAGCCCUCAAUGAUCCUAUUCUUUCCAAAGGUCAAAAUGGAUGGGGUCUUCGCAUCGUCAGCAGCAGCGAUGUCUUCGUUUACGGAGCUGGCCUUUAUUCUUUCUUUGCCAACUACAACGUAUCAUGCGCACAACAAGAUGUUGAGGAUAAGUGUCAGUCGCGCAUUGCGAGUAUUGAGAACAGCCAUGUGUCUGUAUACAACCUAAACACCGUUGGAGCGACAUCCAUGGCCACCGUAAAUGGCAGGGACCUCGCGAACUGGGCUGACAACAAGAACAAUUUUGUCUCGACGAUUGCUUGGUUGGCAACCUAG